AUGCUUCGACUUCUAGAUCAGUGGGGAGAAGGCAUCAAAGGUCGACAAACCAGCGUUGCUUUGGGUGCUAUUCACAUCCUACGCUCGAAGGCAGGAUCUCUGCUGGGAAGUGUGGCCAUCAACCAAGAGCACGGUGAGCAGUUUGUUGUCCAUCGGGCGGAUUUGCCAAUGGCGUCACUGGAGCAGGCGUCAGUUCUUCCUAAUGUGAAACUCCAAGACGAUACCAAGGUUGAGAACGUUCAGUUCAGUCCGGCAGCUGUGGAAUUGAGUGACCGUACCAUGGUCCAUGCUGAUGUGGUGCCAAAUCCAUGGUUAGAGGAAAGAUCCUAG
Messenger RNA from Rhinocladiella mackenziei CBS 650.93, 330 nucleotides. RefSeq lists its product as uncharacterized. The record is from RefSeq and is a predicted model, not a curated record. The transcript has a single exon. Lineage: Eukaryota; Fungi; Ascomycota; Eurotiomycetes; Chaetothyriales; Herpotrichiellaceae. Bases 1 to 330 code for a protein of 109 amino acids.